AUGACUAUUGCCAAGGUAGAAGUGGAGCAUGUUGUGGAUGUGGUCAGCAAGUUUGUGAUCGUGUUCAUAGAAGAUAUUCCGGUGCAUUCGAAGAGUUCCGUCGAGCAUGAGGUGAUAUUCGAGAAAGGAAUUGCAGUGGAUCUAGCAAAGAUUGAAGUUGUCAGGAAUUGGCUAAGACCAACAACAGUAAUCGAGGUUCGGAGAGGGCAGAGUUUGAGAAAGAUAAAGAGAGAAGACGAAGAGAGCACCGAGGGAGCAUCCACUUCUUCAUUCAUCUCUCCGGAAGCCGCAGUUGUAGGUAGUGUUCAAUACGAUGUGUUCUUGAGCUUUAGAGGCUCGGAUACCCGCAAGGGAUUCACCGAUUACCUCUAUCACAGUUUGGUCAAGGCAGGGACUGUACCGUUUUGUGUGUUCAGGGACGAUAUCAGCAUCCCAAUUGGUGAGGAAUUUGGUUCACAGAUUUUCGAUGCCAUCGCACGGUCUAAGAUUUCGAUCCCUGUCAUCUCCGAAAAUUAUGCUUCGAGCAAAUGGUGCCUCCGCGAGCUCAUUCGUAUCAUGGACCGCAAGAAGAGCACAUCGCACAUAGUGUUGCCCAUUUUUUACAAAGUUGCCCCAUCGGAUGUGCGGCAUCUAGCGGGAAAUUUUGGAAAUGCCUUCCGUUCAAAGAAGGAGCAUUUUGACGAGAAGGAUAUUCAGGAAGGGCAAUGUGCACUUAACGAAGUCAGCUACUUACAUGGAUGGGAAUCUGAGAAAAUUGCCGACGGGCAUGAGGGAGAAUUAAUAGAACGCGUGGUCAAAACUGUUGUAAGCAAGUUACAGGAAGAUUUCCAGUUAGAUGUGCCUAAGCAACUAGUUGGACUUGAUGGUCGUUUGAAGAAAAUUAUGGAUUGGAUAGACAAUCCUUCCAUCAAUGCUCGAAUGAUUGGAAUUUAUGGCAUGGGCGGGAUAGGCAAGACAACUCUUGCCAAGUGCAUCUACAAUCAACUCUCGGAUAAAUUUGUGCAUGUCAGCUUCCUUCCAGAUGUUCGAGAAACUAUAAAGCGCCACGGUAUUACGCAUCUACAGAGUCAACUUGUAUCGGAUAUACUAAAGGGGAAAAAUGAAGUGUCUAGAGUUGAUGAUGGAAUUAAUAUAAUCAAAUCUAGAUUCCAAGGAAAAAAGGUUCUCAUUUUUCUCGAUGAUAUAGAUGACAAGAAUCAACUAGAUGCUUUGGCUAGGGAACGUAAUUGGUUUAUGGCAGGAAGUAUGAUCAUUGUUACGACUAGAAAUGAAGCCGUUCUUGAUCAAUCUGAAUUUGAAGUAGACUACAAGUAUGAAUUGGGUGAAUUGGAUGAUGAGAAUGCUUUGCUUUUGUUUAACAGACAUGCAUUUCGUAUGGAUCAUUCUCCGUGGGACUUUAUGGAUAUAUCUCAUUAUAUCAUAUCCACCAUGGGUGGACUUCCCUUGGCACUUAAGGUUGUAGGUUCAUACUUGUAUAAAAAAACGAACCGAAAAGUAUGGGAAGAUGUGCUGAAGCAAUUACAAAGCCAACCACAUAAAGAUGUCCAAAAGAUGUUGGGAAUAAGUUAUGAUGCAUUAGAAGAUGACCAUAAGCAGAUUUUUCUCGAUAUUGCUUGUUCUUUAAUUGGCAAAGAGAGCAAAUUCGCUAUGUACAUGUGGGAGGACCGUGGGUUUUAUCCAAAUCAAGGAAUUGAAGAGUUGAAGUUGAGGUGCUUAAUUAAAAUUGGAGAUCAUGGUGAGUUUAAAAUGCAUGAUCAACUGAGAGAUCUUGGAAUAAGCAUUUUUUGCCAAGGGCACCUGCUUGGGAAACGUAGCAGACCAUGGGACAGGGACUAUGGGGGACUCUCAAGAGUACUAAAUGAUCAGAGCUUCUUCUUGUUCGAAGACUUGUUGCAGAAAGCUUCAAGCGGUGACGUCAACGAACUCCUUUCUGAAGUAGGAUGGCUUCAGUGCAGUGUCUUUGGAAUAGAUUCGUCUCUUUGGCCAACCAAUUUGCAUCUACCAGAAUUAGCGGUGCUGGAUUUAACAAACACCUGGGUCACAGAGGAUUGGGAAGGAUGGAGUUCAAUCAUGAUGGCGGCGGAAAAGCGGUUACAAGUUCUCGAUCUUGGAGUUUGCAUGUAUUUAAGAUGUAUGCCUGAUCUCUCAGCUUUCACGCAGUUGAAGAUUCUCAUCUUGAGCAAUUGUUGGCAUAUGGAGUUUCUCCACCCUUCUAUUGGCCAACUCAAAAACCUCGUUUCCUUGAACUUGAGUAGCUGUUAUAAUCUCAAUGAGCUACCAGAGGAAGUGGGCGAAUUAAAAGAUUUAGAAGAACUUCUAUUAGAUUGUGCUCUUGCUUGUACAAAGAUUCCUACGUCUAUUGGCUCUCUAAGGAAGCUGGAGACACUGAGCGCCUGCUCUUGUGAUUCAUUGAGAGAAAUCCCUAGCUCAAUUGCGGAUUUACAGAAUUUGCAACGUCUGGACUUGAGUGGUUCUGCGAUUGAAAAGCUUCCUAGUGCUAUUGGAAGGUUGACAAAUCUGCGGACCCUACUUCUCCAAUCAUGCAAUAGUCUGAAAGGGGCAAUUCCAAGUGAAAUCGGUGACUUGUCUUCGCUCGAGAUUCUCGAUGUGGCUUUUGUACCAAUACCUGACCUGCCAGAAAGCAUCCGGAAUCUUUCUUCUCUCCAACGCCUUUGCCUAUUGGGCUGUAAGAAUCUCCGGUCGCUACCAGAGCUUCCUUCAGGCUUAACACAUCUGUUGGUCUCUUGUCAAAGUCCCAGGUUGCCACAGCUUUCUAGCCUAAUCCACCUAGAAGAACUUCAUCUUCAGGCGUGCAAUCUACUUCAGUACAUCCCCGAGCUUUCACAAUUAAAUCGUCUGAAACGCUUACGCGUUCAGCAUUGCAAUUACCUAAUUGAAAUUGAGGGCCAUGAUUAUUUGGAGUUCUUGGAGGGCAUAUUUAUAGAUGACUGCAAUUCCAUCAAAAGGCUUCUUUGUCCAAGAUCACGGUGUUUGAAGCAAUUAGUGGCUGUCAGGUGCAGUAAUCUAGUCGAAAUUCAAGGUCUUGACGGUGCAAAGUUCUUAGAAAAAUUGGAUUUUACAGGAUGCAAAUCAAUGGAGGCUUUGCCAGAUUUGACGGGAUGUGAGAAGUUACGAUCUCUAGUAGUUAAAGACUGCAAGAAACUUGCUCAACUUCGGGGACUUGAAAAGUUGGAUUUAGUUGAUUUGGAUAUUUCUGGUUGCGAAUCAUUGGAAACGCUACCGAAAUAAUCUAGAAAGAAUACGCAUCCUUGGAAAUUAUGUAGAGAUCCGUCUCGAUAUCUCUCUUGAAAUAUUAUACUGUGGUGAUAAUCAUGUGAUGAAUCUUAUACCCAUAUGACAACAGUG
Messenger RNA from Syzygium oleosum, 3366 nucleotides. RefSeq names its product disease resistance protein RPV1-like. The record is from RefSeq and is a predicted model, not a curated record. Gene Ontology annotation, biological process: signal transduction; defense response. The coding region runs from base 1 to 3249 and encodes 1082 amino acids. Lineage: Eukaryota; Viridiplantae; Streptophyta; Magnoliopsida; Myrtales; Myrtaceae. The transcript has 6 exons. Gene Ontology annotation, molecular function: ADP binding.